GUCACGCCAACUACAAUUCCGUGACGAAGUCGCCUUCUCUAACGCUAUAAAUCCAGGCAUCAGCCUCUCCCCUUCCUCACAAUUGCGAUUGUUUUGCUUCUCAACAAUCUGAAAAAUCCUCCUCUAAAUCUCUCUCGAAGCUCCCUCAGCCUUUCAAGAUGCAAAUCUUCGUGAAAACUCUUACCGGCAAGACCAUCACCCUCGAGGUGGAGUCAUCUGACACCAUCGACAACGUCAAGGCCAAGAUCCAGGACAAGGAAGGGAUCCCCCCGGACCAGCAGCGUCUGAUCUUCGCUGGAAAGCAGCUCGAAGAUGGCCGAACCCUUGCAGACUACAACAUCCAAAAGGAGUCAACCCUCCACUUGGUGCUCCGUCUUCGCGGUGGAAUGCAGAUCUUUGUUAAGACCCUCACCGGCAAGACCAUCACCCUCGAGGUGGAGUCAUCUGACACCAUCGACAACGUCAAGGCCAAGAUCCAAGACAAGGAAGGGAUUCCCCCAGACCAGCAGCGUCUGAUCUUCGCUGGAAAGCAGCUCGAAGAUGGCCGUACCCUUGCGGAUUACAACAUCCAGAAAGAGUCAACCCUCCACUUGGUGCUCCGUCUUCGUGGUGGCAUGCAGAUCUUCGUUAAGACCCUCACCGGCAAGACCAUCACCCUUGAGGUGGAGUCAUCCGAUACCAUUGACAAUGUCAAGGCCAAAAUCCAAGACAAGGAGGGCAUUCCCCCAGACCAGCAGAGGUUGAUCUUUGCUGGAAAACAGCUUGAGGAUGGCAGGACCCUUGCCGACUACAACAUCCAGAAGGAGUCUACCCUUCACUUGGUUCUCCGACUCCGUGGUGGUAUGCAAAUCUUCGUCAAGACCCUUACCGGGAAGACCAUCACCCUUGAGGUCGAGAGCUCCGACACCAUUGACAACGUGAAGGCUAAGAUUCAAGAUAAGGAGGGCAUCCCACCAGACCAGCAGAGGCUUAUCUUUGCUGGAAAGCAGCUUGAGGACGGCCGCACCCUUGCCGACUACAACAUCCAGAAGGAGUCCACUCUCCAUUUGGUUUUGCGUCUCCGUGGUGGCAUGCAGAUUUUUGUCAAGACCCUGACAGGAAAGACCAUCACCCUGGAGGUGGAGAGUUCGGACACCAUUGACAAUGUCAAGGCCAAGAUCCAGGACAAGGAGGGAAUCCCACCGGACCAGCAGAGGCUGAUCUUUGCUGGGAAGCAGCUCGAGGAUGGCCGCACUCUGGCGGACUACAACAUCCAGAAGGAGUCAACCCUUCACUUGGUGCUGCGUCUGAGGGGUGGUAUGCAGAUCUUCGUGAAGACCUUGACAGGAAAGACCAUCACCUUGGAGGUGGAGAGCUCUGACACCAUCGACAAUGUGAAGGCAAAGAUCCAGGACAAGGAAGGCAUCCCUCCGGACCAGCAGAGGUUGAUUUUCGCUGGAAAGCAGUUGGAGGAUGGAAGGACCCUGGCUGAUUACAACAUUCAGAAGGAGUCCACCCUUCACCUUGUCCUCCGUCUCCGUGGUGGUUUUUAAGUGCUGGAUGUGGCCGGUGGCCGUCUUCUACCCGUUUUCGUUGAAUUGUUUAUGUUUUUACUGUUUUUAUGUAUUUAAGUUUGAUGGUACUGUUUCUGCCUCCUGAUUGAGGCAUAUGGACAAGUUUGGUUUAUCUUUUACUAUGUUUUGAUAAAUAAAUUCCGUUCUGGUUAAAAA
Pyrus x bretschneideri (Chinese white pear) is the source of this 1709-nucleotide messenger RNA. Its product is annotated as polyubiquitin. The transcript is spliced from 2 exons. The coding region runs from base 159 to 1532 and encodes 457 amino acids. Gene Ontology annotation, cellular component: cytoplasm; nucleus. The record is from RefSeq and is a predicted model, not a curated record. Gene Ontology annotation, biological process: protein ubiquitination; modification-dependent protein catabolic process. NCBI's taxonomy places the organism in Eukaryota, Viridiplantae, Streptophyta, Magnoliopsida, Rosales, Rosaceae. Gene Ontology annotation, molecular function: protein tag activity; ubiquitin protein ligase binding.